UUCUUUUUUGUCAUUUUUAGAGUUGGACUCUUUCAAUCGUCAUCCACUUCCUCAAGUUUGUGUUUCACAGAAGAAACAAACUCGAAGAUCCCUGCACCAACAUGAAGGUUUCCCAGACACUCCCGAUGGGUCGGACACAAAGAUAGCCCCGCCAACAAAGUCAAACGAUUGGUUAAGGCUGCUUAAUUGGGGGACCAUAUGUUUUCACGGUGGCACAGUGGGUAGCACAAUCGCCUAACAGCAAGAAGGUCGCUGGUUCGUGCCCCAGCUGGGUCAAUUGGUGUUUCUGUGUAGAGAAUGUUGGUGAAUUGGAAAGAUCUCCGCCGCGCGCCUCGUCUGGGUCUCUUGAACUCUCCUCCCCGGUUUAAGGAGUCGCAUUGUGUCGGUUGUUAUCACUAAAGCGUCGCGGGAUAUGGCAAUGGUAGUAAAUCAGUGGCAAGAGAACAUUUCGGCUGAUCCCGGCUCCCAGCUGCAAAUGUGCAGUCAGGAGCCCGGCGGGACACCGGGAACUCCCUCAGGUUCAACCCCGGGCAACGACGCGCUCUCCGGGGACAAAAUUCCCAAUGUGGACUGCAUGGUGUGCGGGGACAAAUCCAGCGGCAAACACUACGGCCAGUUUACCUGCGAGGGCUGCAAGAGCUUCUUCAAGCGCUCGGUGAGACGGAACCUGAGUUACACCUGCCGGGGGAACCGGGACUGUCCCAUUGACCAGCACCAUCGGAACCAGUGCCAAUACUGCCGGCUCAAGAAGUGCUUGAAAGUCGGAAUGAGGAGAGAGGCUGUCCAGAGGGGUCGAAUGUCCAACUCCCAGUCCAGUCCAGGACAGUACCUGAGCAAUGGAAGUGACCCAUAUAAUGGUCAGCCUUACCUGUCCGGCUUCAUCUCUCUGCUCUUACGGGCUGAACCAUACCCCACAUCCCGCUAUGGAGCCCAGUGUAUGCAGUCGAAUAACCUGAUGGGCAUCGAGAACAUCUGUGAACUGGCUGCGCGUCUGCUGUUCAGCGCUGUGGAGUGGGCCAAAAAUAUACCUUUCUUUCCAGACCUGCAGCUCAUGGAUCAGGUGGCGCUGUUACGCAUGUCGUGGAGUGAGCUGUUUGUUCUGAAUGCUGCUCAGUGCUCAAUGCCUCUGCAUGUAGCACCCCUGCUGGCUGCCGCUGGACUACACGCGUCCCCCAUGUCCGCCGAGCGUGUGGUGGCCUUCAUGGACCACAUACGAGUCUUUCAGGAGCAGGUGGAAAAACUGAAAGCCCUUCAGGUGGACACUGCUGAGUACUCCUGCCUGAAGUCUAUCGUACUCUUCACCUCCGAUGCCAUGGGUCUGUCUGAUGUGGCCCAUGUGGAGAGCAUCCAGGAGAAGUCCCAGUGUGCUCUUGAGGAGUAUGUGCGGAACCAGUAUCCCAAUCAACCCAACCGAUUUGGCCGCCUGUUGUUACGGCUUCCCUCCCUGCGCAUCGUUUCCUCUCCCGUUAUCGAACAGCUGUUCUUUGUGCGGCUGGUAGGCAAAACGCCCAUCGAGACCCUGUUACGUGACAUGCUGCUUUCCGGCUCCAGCUACAACUGGCCUUACAUGCCUGUCCAGAGAGACCGGCCCAUCUCGAUCCAUUACAAUGAGAACGGGCCUUGAUCCCACCCACAAAAUCCAUAUCACACCUCUGCCGCCUGCCAUGGGGUCAUGGCCAAUACUGAGAAUCUGUAAACAAGUCAUGCCCCUUUCUGCCACAUCAUCACCCACUCACUUAUCUGAAGCACCAGCCGUUUGUUCUGUCAGUGGGAAUGGACAACAGCGUUCAUGUAGAAGCCGAACUGUUUCCUGCAGAGGCUUUCUAAGAACGAGGACUGUUUGGCCCAAAGUGCAACGUCCAGUAUUGACUCAACCAGAAGCCAUUAAAGCUGAUGCCAAAAUGCUAUUAACUGUAGACGGACCUCGAAAACUCCACCACUUGUAUUAACGACAGAGUCGACAUUCUGUCUGUAUUUGUGUGGUGAAGCAAAAUCUCCCAGCACCUAAAUUUGGGGUGGACGAGGUUUGAUUUACGUCCCCCUCAAACAGGCACCACUCUUGCAGGACUCGUUGGAGAGAAAGCCAUUGCCAAAGCAAGCCAGGCAACUGAACUCUCGGGAGCAUUUUGUGGAACUGACGACUGAGGUGACAUUUUAUUUGUCUCGUUGAUUACUUUGCAUUUAGGUCUCUGAUGAAGUGGGAAGACUUGAAAGAGGCACUUGAAACCAGCCAGAUAACCCUCACUUUCCGUGCUUUUCUCAGCUGCAUCCAAAUAUCCAGCACGUCUAGACAGAAUGUUGCCAUGCCAAGCACAACACGCGUCUUGUAAAACACAGGUGAUUAUACCCUGUAGAAUCAACAAAAACACUGGGGUAAAAAAUAAAAAGUGUAUUCUGGGACAUUGGGGAAUGUCGGGAAAGGACCGAUGUGUCCAAGCCAGCCAAGUCUAUGUAUAACCAAGGGAUAACAAUCUCCUUUGACUGUCAGAUGUGCUAAUUUGGCCCAGGAUACCCUAAUUCACUAAAAACUCAAGACCUCAAAUAUGCCAAUAGUCUGCCUUUGAUGACCAGGUAUAUUGUGUAGCAUACUGUAGGUUGCGUCAAGUAUUUUUGUUACUUUCUUGCUCGUUUGACUAUGUUUAAACCCCGUUGUCACAUUUUUUUAACAUGGCACUACAGCUUUUAAGGCAGCAUUUGGAUAUAAAAGCCAUUGGGACCUUUGAAAGCAGGACCUGUUGUAUUAGUUCACAGAAUAUUUCUAUCAAAGUAUGUUUUUCUGUAUUUUAGGUUUGGAGAAAUGAAUUACUGAAAUAAAAUCUGUCAUUCACAGAA
This is a messenger RNA of Danio aesculapii, 2832 nucleotides long. RefSeq names its product nuclear receptor subfamily 2, group F, member 5 (gene nr2f5). Gene Ontology annotation, biological process: anatomical structure development; cell differentiation; regulation of transcription by RNA polymerase II. The record is from RefSeq and is a predicted model, not a curated record. NCBI's taxonomy places the organism in Eukaryota, Metazoa, Chordata, Actinopteri, Cypriniformes, Danionidae. Bases 413 to 1624 code for a protein of 403 amino acids. The transcript is spliced from 8 exons. Gene Ontology annotation, molecular function: zinc ion binding; RNA polymerase II cis-regulatory region sequence-specific DNA binding; nuclear receptor activity.